UCGCGAUAUAUUUUAUCUGUGGAUGAUUGUUGAAAGUAAAUGUUUUUUUUCUUGAAUUUUAUUUGUUCAGUAGUUCUUGCGGUGGAUUUUGCAAAUAAUACUGAAUCGAAAACAACUAGUGGAUAUGUGAUUUGGCAUUUUAACAAAUAGCCGAUUAAUUAACUUUUAUAUUUUUGUAAUGGUCCCGAAUCGGCGUUAGGUAUAGGUUAUAAUACAUUCGUCAUCAACUAUCACCUGGUUAUGCCAACUUAUUUUUAGCUUCUAAAAACGCUAAAACGAGGCUGUGUUAAGAGUUAAAAGUGAUCUAUAUUAAAUUCACUUGAUAUUUGAAGUAAAGAAGUCAAGAAAAUGGGCCUGAUCAUAUCAAGAUUUCGCCGCAAGAAAACAACAAUAGAAAUUCUAGAUCGACUCGAAACCGACAUUAAAGGCAUAGAGCGCGAUGGCCAAUAUAAAGAACAGACCCACAAACGGGUCAUCGGCUAUAUCAUGGCGUACUCCGUGGGGCUAUACGUACUGUUUGCUAUAUUGUACUACUACAUGUAUGUGGGGAGGAGUCAGCAUUGGAUGUAUUCACUGCUUUAUGCCUCGCCGUUGCUUGUUCUGCCUAUUUUAGUAAUAUUCCUAAGAUCAGGUAUAUCUUGGUACUACAAUUGGACUAUUAACAAGAAUAGGCUCAAACUAAGCAAGAUGAGGGCUGAAAAGAAAAAGAUUCUCGAAGAAGUCAUGAAUACUGAGACAUAUAAGGUGGCAAAGGAGAUCCUAGACAAAUACGGAACCCCGGAAGAUCAGUCCAAAGCGUUGAAACCCUUCGUGCCGUCGACGAACGUGCCCGGUAAUGCUCCUAGCACGACGCCCCCAGCUACUCCAGGCCAGUUGCGCCAAAGACAGCAGAUGGCAAUGCAGACGUCUACGCCUAUCAACAAUAACAGGAUGCUGGUGCCUAUUGGCAACACUCCCAACCCUGGCUUCAGAGGCGCUAGACUUAGGUCGGAACAGCUGCCGCGGCCGCUUCCUGAAAGGAACCGUUCGGCACUAGACCGAGUGGUUGACUUUCUGCUGAAGGACGGACCCCACAAUCGCAUGGCGCUCAUCUGUUCUGAGUGCUCGGCGCAUAAUGGAAUGGCAAUGACAGAAGAAUUUGACUACGUAUCGUACGUAUGUGCUUACUGCGGGCGUUUCAACCCGGCGCGUAAGCAGAAGCCGGCGGCGCCUCUGCUGGCUGCCCGGCCUUUCCCCGCGCUCACCAACAAUGCCAUGCCUGGCAGCGGCGACGACUCGUCCCUACCGAGUUCGGCCAGCGAGAGUGACGAUGACAAACCGGCGGGCGAUGCUUGUAGGAAACACGGAUCAGAAGGCGAUUCAGAUCGGCCCCCUUCGGCGGAAGGAACGCCGAAAUCCAAUCAGGAUAAGAAAGAAGACUGAGUGAUAUUGUCAAUUUAGAACUUAUAGUAACGAACCUUACCUUCCAAUGUGCAAGGUAACAAUUAUCUGUUAUGUUUGACAGGGAUUUUGAACCUUAUUUUGUACUAAUAAAGAUUAAUUUUUAAUGGCAUAUUACUACAAGAUUCGUUAGCGAAAAUGAAGGCAUUUGAUUGGUCGAUAUCUAUUUUUAAAGAGUGUUAAACACCUUUGCACUAAUGUGAAGUUGUAGUGAUGCCCAACAAGUUAUCGAUAGUUAAAGUGAUGUUUGCACACUUUGUGGGUUUUUAUCGAUUUUGUUUGAUGGUGUUUUUAAGUGUACAUCGAGAUGUAGUUUUCAGGUCAGUGGUAAAUAAGACAGAAUAUGUUCGAAAACUUAUUGGCAAUGUUUGAUAAAAUGGUGAAUUAAAUUACCAAAAAGAAUACACCGAUUUAAGUAGGCACCAAAAAUUAAUUAUAGUGGAAGAUCUAAGUCAUAAUCGGAACUUCUUAGCAACAAUCAAAAUUGUCAUCAAAAUUGUGUUUUAAUAUCGACUUUAAUGCCUUCAACAUAAGGUGCAUUAUUUCCUGUCAAACAUAACUAUUAACUAUCAAAUGAGUGGCGGAAUGGGUAUACAGUUUUAUUUAAUUUCUAUUUAUUUAUUUAACAUUACGUUUAUCGAAGUUGCUAGCAAACGAUGUUCAAAUUCAGUCUCAGAACUCAAUAAAAUAAUCUAAUUUCUACUAUUUUCUUCCAAUUACCACAAGAGAACAUAAUUUAUCGAUAAAAGAUAAGAAAAAUAUCGAUUAUAGGCAAGAAAAACAUCGAUAAAAGGCAAGAAAAAUAUCGAUAAAUAUUUGAUCGAUAUUUUUACAAUUGUCGAUAUCUCGUUUACUCGAUAGAGACUAUACGAUCUCGAUUGGUCCUUAUUUUGACGACUGACAAUAAAUUUGUUAAUUAUAUUGUCAUUUUUGGUGUUGUGGAUAAACUGUAUAAUAUUAAUUGAAGAUGGGUGACCAUAAUUUCUACUACAGUAAAUGAUAUUAAUUUUAUACGUUAGAUUGAAAUUAAUAUUAUUUCAUCUCACAUUUUGUUAAAAUGAAACGAUAUGCAAAUACCUCUAGAUCUUAAAUAUAUUGCUAUUAAUAUUGCCGAGUUAUAUCUAAAUGGGUUUAGUAUUUACUCCCGAAAGUAGUGGCAUAUAUCCACAGAUUUUGUAGAAAAUUUCAUCUUUACAAUAUUAUCAGGACUUCAUCAAAAUGUUGAUAAUUACGGUCACAAAUCUCAAUUUAAACAAACGAAAAAACAAAAUAAUAAGCUUUUUACAAACAAAACAAAUAUAAUAAGUUUAAAAUAACAAUUUACGUGCCUUAAAAGUAAUAAAUUAUUAUUCAAUUUUUAUUUGGAACCAUAGAUAUAAAAAUAAUAGAAACCAUAGAUUCGAACUGCCCCAUUGAUAGAUUCUUUUUAGAAAGUUUAGAUAUCAUCAGUAGUUUCAUGUAGAUUCAUCAUUAUUGGUUUAGGCGUUUCGUAGUUUGGAUAGAAAGCGCGUGUUUUAGCUGAGAGUCUUUGUGCUAUCGAUGAAUGUAAUAUUUUGAAGAUUUUAUCAGUUUUUUGGUAUUUUUAUUUUAUCUUAAAAAAUGUAAUAUAAUAGGACAUUUAAAAUUGAAUACAAUAUAAAAAUAUUUUCUAUGACAUUCUAAUAAUUCAUAAUUUAUUUAAAUUCGACAUUAAUUUAAAAAUAAAAAUUCAUAACAAAUAAAAUUACCAUUAAGGAACGUUCCUAAAUAAAAAUACCAUAAACUGAUUAUGUCUUCAAAUAUAAAUAUAUUGUGCUAUUAAAUAUUUAUGAAAGAUGUUAAGAAUUACCUUCUAACAGAUUAAGAUAACAAACAUUAUUUCUGUUAAAUGGCAAAUUCUAUAAAAUAUCUUCCGUUUAACAGGUUGGUUGAAUACAUUCCAAAAAAUCCGUAAAAGUAACAAAAAAUAUGUAUAUUUAGUUCCAUCAGUCAAUAAAAACUUUUUAAGUAAAAUUCAGAACAAAAUUAAAGUCGUUUCUUAAAAAAAUCAAAAGACAGUAGCUAUAUCUAUAUCUUUCGAAUUUCGGAAUUCCGAAUGUAUUUAGCCAACUUACAAAACCUUACUAAUAUUAUAAAUGCGAAAGUAACUCCGUUCUUCUGUCGCGUUUUUUUCCGCCAAUUUGAAAGAAAUUUUCUACACAGAAAGUAUACACCCUAACGGCCAGUUUUUUCAUCAAAAGUUAAAGUUAAAGUAAUGUCUAAAGUUAAAGUAACGGUUAAAUUUGUUUUUUCAAGGCUAAAGUGACAGCAAAAUUCAUAGAAAAAUUGAAUUUAACCGUUACUUUAACUUUAGUCAUUACUUUGACUUUUACUUUGGCUUUAACUUUUGAUGAAGAAACUGGCUGUCAGAAAGGAUAUAAGCUACAUUUUACCCGGUUGCGGAAAGUGAGUGAAACUGCGGGGAACAACUAGUAAAUAUAUAAUUUAUGUAAGUUCUCGAAUCUUCAUAGAGCUAACCAGACAUGUGUUGCGUUAAAGUUGGCUGGUACUUAAUAUAAGUAGGCAUAGUUUUAUUUAUUUUACUAACUACCACCCAGGGACGUAAUCAGGUACAUUAUAGUUGUAAAAAAUACAACGAAUUAAAAUAACUACUAUAUAUUCUGUUCCUAUCUCAUUUUAUAGUGGACUGUGUAUCAUGACUUUUUCUUCCAAACCAUUUUUAUAAUCCGAACCAAUAAUGUGCCAAAUUCAUUAUUUAUUUUCAAAUUCUUCCAUAUUUUUAUUGCAAACUAUAACCUUACCUAAAUACUUCCCUGGCAUAAUGCCUUCCAAUAACCACAUAUUUAAGAACAAAAACGCAUUACUAAUAAGUCCAUAUACGUCCGUACUGUGCAACGUAUGAUCUACAAAUGACAAAUUGGAAAAAAGAUGUUAACGACCAAUGAACGCGCGGCGAUUUGUUACUGAAUCAAUCCUGUAAGGCCCGAUUUUUCUAGAUAAGUUAUAUCUGAAGAAUAUGUUUGACGUUUUGUCAUUUUUUGUACGCGGUACGUGCUUCGCUACUUAUAAAGUCAAACAUUUUUUUUAUAAAAAAUGUGAUAAAUGAAGAAUCGCUCGACAGAUUUUGUGCACACUUUACAUAACCAUGUACUAAAUAGUCCGAACAAAGCCUAAACAUUUGGUGAGCCUGUUCUUGGUUAUUAAAAUUACAAUGAAAAGUUACAUUAAUUUUUAUACAAUACAAAGAUAUUUCAAACCGCCAUAACUAUUCCUCAGAUAUGCGGUUACUAAUGAUCGAAAAAUAGGCCCCAAAAGGCGUAAGAUAUAUUCAUGCGACGGAUGGACGUAUAAUAAACUGCAACUUUAAUACAUGGCCUUAUUUUAUACAUAUUAAUAUUUGGCCAAGAACAACUGCGUAUUU
Helicoverpa zea (corn earworm) is the source of this 4840-nucleotide messenger RNA. It is a transcript of the gene Lnpk, whose product is annotated as endoplasmic reticulum junction formation protein lunapark-B. The transcript has 9 exons. Gene Ontology annotation, cellular component: endoplasmic reticulum tubular network. The record is from RefSeq and is a predicted model, not a curated record. Lineage: Eukaryota; Metazoa; Arthropoda; Insecta; Lepidoptera; Noctuidae. The coding region runs from base 349 to 1422 and encodes 357 amino acids. Gene Ontology annotation, biological process: endoplasmic reticulum tubular network organization.